UCUAAAGGGAUGCUAGCUUUUGCCCACGACCACGAGGGACUCACUUUCAAAGAACUCUCUCCCUCUCUUCUUCCCUCCCUCUCUCAACUUGCAACCUUCUUCAUAAAUCGAAGAGAGAGAGAGAGAGAUAGAGAGUAGUUGGGCAAGCAGGAAACCUACUUCCUUCAACCAAACAGAGGAAGACAUUAGUUGAGAGAGGGAGAGAAUACAUUUUUGCAGAGUGACAAUGUUUGCACAUGAGAAUGGGCUGCAAGGAGACCCCAGACUGAAGGCCAUAUCUGAUGCCAUCAGAGUCAUCCCUCACUUCCCCAAACAUGGUAUCAUGUUCCAGGACAUAACUACCCUGCUGCUCAAUCCCAAGGCCUUCAAAGAUGUCAUCGACAUUUUUGUCGAGCGGUAUCGACAUAUGGACAUCUCUGUCGUUGCUGGAGUCGAAGCUAGAGGUUUUAUGUUUGGCCCAUCUAUUGCUUUGGCCAUUGGUGCAAAAUUUGUUCCUCUUCGAAAAUCGGGGAAGUUGCCAGGAAAAGUUAUCUCGGAAUCAUAUGCUCUCGAGUAUGGAACUGAUUGUCUGGAGAUGCAUGUCGGUGCUAUUCAACCUGUCGAGCGUGCCAUAGUUAUCGAUGAUAUUGUAGCCACUGGCGGGACCCUUUCUGCCGGGAUAAGACUCCUAGAACGGGUUCAAGCUGAAGUGGUCGAAUGUGCAUGUGUUGUCGGCGUCACUGGCUUCAAGGGAGAAAGCAAGCUCAAAGGGAAGCCCUUGUUCAUCCUCGUGGAGCCUCGUGAAGUUUGAUUCUACCGCGAGGCAUUUCAUCAAUGCCAAUGGCAAAUGGACUUGGAUUUCGCAGGAAAGAGCUGACCAUUCUCGCCAAGGCCCCAAUUCAAAUUUGAAAUAAAGUCGGUCUGCUCCGUGUUGUUGGAGUUCUUGCCGUUAUAACCUACUGUAGAAUUGAAGCCAAGUCGAUCUCACCUCUAUAAGCGGAGCAGAGGGACCGAUGAUCAUCAGGAGAUUCGGCCAAGACUCUGAACACGCAAUGUCAAUAAGCUUACUUAUGUAUAUGGUAGAUGAGAUCGAUUUCUUUUAGCAUCUAGUUUCAUUGUCCGUCCAAAAGUUCGAUAUUGUUCCAUGUACAACCAGUGAUCUGAUCAUAGCUAUUUCUCCAUACAGAUAUGUUCAGCUCAGCCUACUACCUAUCUA
Molecule: messenger RNA, 1195 nt
Organism: Punica granatum (pomegranate)
Lineage: Eukaryota; Viridiplantae; Streptophyta; Magnoliopsida; Myrtales; Lythraceae
Source: RefSeq, a predicted model, not a curated record